Messenger RNA from Lolium rigidum, 737 nucleotides. RefSeq names its product protein FAR1-RELATED SEQUENCE 5-like. The record is from RefSeq and is a predicted model, not a curated record. NCBI's taxonomy places the organism in Eukaryota, Viridiplantae, Streptophyta, Magnoliopsida, Poales, Poaceae. Bases 176 to 508 code for a protein of 110 amino acids. The transcript is spliced from 2 exons.
GUCGCCGCCCCUUCCUCCGUCGCGGGGAUCGCCUGGAGAUUCACUGCCCCGUCAUCUCCGUCGCCGCCCCCUCCCUUCCGUCACGGGGAUCACCAGGGGAGUCACGGGCCCAUCCCCUCGGUAGCGGGAAUCGGCCGGAGCGUCGCUGGGAUCACCGGGAGCAUCGCUUCUGUGGAUGUCGGAAGAUAUGGCUGAUAUGAGCGAGGAUUGUAAAGAGUACCAUGAGAUCGUUAUCAAGACGUUUGUUCGCGAGGAAGACGGAUUCAAUUUCUACAACAGUUAUGCUCUUGAGAAAGGAUUUAGCAUGCGGAGAAGCUACGUUGAGUGGAAUGAAGCCAACAAGGAGAUAAUUUUGAGGAAAUUUGUGUGUAGUCGCGAAGGUUGUCGUGAAGAGAAGCACAUGAAGAGGAAGAGAGCAGAUAUGAAGAGUCCUCCAGGCAGCAAGUCCACUGACAGGUACAAUGCGUGUAGUAGUCGAUCAAGAAGCAGCGAGGAGGAUGUUUCAUAGUACAGAUCGAGGAAGAUAAGUCGCAGUAGUCGUGAUUCGUGAUUGAGGCAGCUGAAUAUCUGGGCAUCUGGCCAGUAGCAACUCUGGGUUUUGGACGAUCGAAUGCCGUACAGAUGGCACUACCUAAUGUAGUAGUCAAUUAGCAGAUAUUACUUACACUCUUAACACAUAAGUAUGGAUCAAGGAGUUGUUUUCUUCAAUCGCAUUUUUGGCUAUGCCAGUACUACCA